UGAGACUAUACCUAAGCGUAUUUGUCUCCACAAAAGACGCCGUUCAGCAACCUUCCUCCAUUUUUGAUAAAAAGCUCCCAUCAAUAUUUUCAAAGUCAGUAUUGCUACUCCAUUUCGGUGCAAUGUCUUCAUCGCUCUCCCACCAUUACGAGUUCUAAACUUUGUGGUGGCAUAUAUUAGGCACUUUGUAUGACGCUGGUUUAGCAAAUGGAAUAUGCACUGUUAGAUUACUUGCAGUUUGAAAUAGCACCUCCAGUAAAUGCAUCUUUUCGAAGGUAUCCUCUUGCGACUCAACUCUUAAUGAAGUAGUCUGUUCACCGGAGAAGUUUAUUGGUUAACUAUUCUUCUUUUGCAUAUUUUGUCUAAAACAAGGUGGUUGGACGAUAUUCGGUAUUCAAUCAUCAAUUUUUCAAUCCAAAGAUAUUACAUCUUGCUCCUGGCAAAAAAUGUGGUAAAGUCAUAAUGUGUGAAAGUAUUUGACAUGCAGGAGUUGAUCUCUCCUUUGCUGCAAAUUGAGAAUUGAAUUAUUUUCGGCUGACUGGAAUGGACUCUUUAAGGUCCAUGAUUUUUGCUUGGUAUUCAUGGGCAUUCUUUUGUAGGUGCCGCAUCACUUGGCUAAUGUGAUCCGCAUGUUGUUCGGUUUCUGCUCUGGGUUUGUAGUUAAUCUGGUUUUGUAUGAGUGAUGCUCUUGAAAACAGUGCUAUAUUGUAGCUUCACACUUUGUGUACAAAUUUUUCCUAUCACUUAGAAUGUAGCUGUAUCUGUUUUCGAGUUGAAUACAGCUAUAUUGACUUGGAAAGAAAUUGAUCUGCACGUACUGGUUUCACAGGCACAUGAGAAAACGACUGCACAAAGGUAAGCUCGUAGCUAGAGGAGUGAAAUUUAUCAGCCAAGUGAAUUUAAUUGAUGUUGCGAUAUUAUGCUGUCCUAUUUUCAAGCUAAAAGUUUAGUGAUUUCUACGGUUGAAGUAAUGUGAUACCUUUGCGGUGCCAUACAUUUUAUGUCUUGAAAUGUAUAACAAACUAAAUAUAAGAUUUUAGGAGUGUAUUUGUUUGAAGCUGUACAUUUGCAACACUAUUAGUAAGAAACUUUGCAUUGUUGAUUAUGCCUUUUUGUCUUGUGCAGCUAAUCAGGCCUUUCUUCAGCUGAAGCAACAAGGGGAGGGAUUAGAGAAAAUUACAACAUUUUCUUAUGUAAAUAGAUUUUGACAACAAUAGAUUUUGGCAUUCUUCUCCUAAUGAGGAACAUCUUGAAAUUGAACGUACGUGUAUGCUACUUUGGUUAGACAAAAAAAGGGACAUCGGGCACCCGUACCUAGCACGGGCACUGAUACUGAAUAUUUGCACUCUUCACGAUUCUACAGGGGAAAAGUCUAACAAUCUACCCGACCCCUCCUAUGCCACUGCUCUGAACUCCAAUCUCACCCCAGUGACAAAAACUACACUCAUCUACAGGUCGCCGGAAAUCCACAAAGGGAAAUCAACUGUCUUCUUUACUAUUCAGGAGGAGGAAGAGCUUGCAAAAGAUUGCAAAUUCACUCUAAUUGGGAAAUUUUCUCAUGGUAGACCGUCAAUCGAAGAUAUCAUAAGUGAUUUCUCAGCCAGAUUUACAGUAAAAGGUAAGGCCAAAGAUGAAACUAUUCAUCAUACUUUCCUAGAUGGUGAGCUGGCUAGGACUAUAUGGAAUUUCUUUGGAAUUCCUCUAGGAAUUCCAUGGGAACACAAUACCUUAAGGACUUUGUUGAUGAAAUGGUGGUAUGUCAAAGCAGAAAAUGGUCUGCACAAAGAUCUUCUCAAAGUAAUUCCUGUUGUCAUUUUCUGGGAAAUAUGGAAAUCAAGGUGCUCAAACAGGUAUGAAAAAUCAAAAAUCUCAAAGGCUUGGGUUAUUUACCAGGUAAGCUAUCAUAUCAGAUGGUUAGUCACUAAGACUAACAAUAACAAACGCUGGAAAUGGCCUUGGCAUGAACUUUGCAAACAAAUUAUGCUUUUGUCUCCCAAAAUUGAUUGCAUAAUUGUAAGAUGGAUUAGACCACCUUUGAACUGGAUUAAGCUGAACACCGAUGGCAGUCACAAUUGUGAGGAUGAUAUUGGAGCUGGAGGCAUUGUCAGGGACAGUAAUGGGAAUCUCAUCAUGGCUUUUGCAAAAUCCCUCGGAAAGGGUAGUAGUAAUUUAGCAGAAGCUAAAGCUGCUUUAUAUGGAAUGAAAUGGUGCAUCUCUAAUGGCUUUCGGAACAUAAUUCUGGAAAGUGAUUCUCUCAUCAUAAUCAACAUGCUUGAAGGAAAAAUCAACAUUGCUUGGGAGUUACAAGACUCUAUUGCUUGGGAGUUACAAGACUCUAUUGAUACGAUAAAACAAUUGCUCUCUUAAACAAACUACAUUGCUCAACACUGUUAUAGAGAAGCAAAUCAAGUCGCGGAUGCAUUGGCUAAAUGGAGUAUGAAUGGUCAGGAAGAAAUAGUCGUUGAAAUAAAGAAUCUUCCAAAAGAGGCAAUCGGGACUUAAAUUCUGGAUAAAGACAAUGUGGCUUCCAUCAGACACAAACAAAGGAAGAAUAUGUAUGUAUAAUGUAGCUAAAGUAUCUGAGAACUUCGUAGUUUAUGUUUUCAAAUUUUCUGUAAAUGGUUGCUGAGGUCUGGUUUUCCCAACCUCAGAUA
Molecule: messenger RNA, 2654 nt
Organism: Lycium barbarum (goji berry)
Lineage: Eukaryota; Viridiplantae; Streptophyta; Magnoliopsida; Solanales; Solanaceae
Exons: 4
Coding region: 1270-2367 (365 amino acids)
Molecular function (GO): nucleic acid binding; RNA-DNA hybrid ribonuclease activity
Source: RefSeq, a predicted model, not a curated record